UCCUUCCAUUCGCAAACCGCAAACCCACCCACCACCAGCAACACAAGCGCGCGUCAUCAUCACGCAGCUGUUGCCAGAUUUUGAUUCGCGGGCGUCUCGGAGAUGAGCUCCCGGAUGGCCGGAUCGGUCCUCCUCCGCCACGCCGGCGCCAGCCGCCGACUCUUCUCGGCCACCGCGGCCUCCCCGGCGGCCGCCGCGGCGAGGCCCCUCCUCGCGGGCGGCGAGGGGUCCUGGGCGCGGCUGAUGUCCACCUCCGCGGCCAAGGACCAGGCGGCCAAGGCGGCGGAUGCUGCGGCGGUGGCGGGCAAGGGGGGCGAUGGGGAGAAGAAGGAGGUGGCCGUCAACAGCUACUGGGGGAUCGAGCAGUCGCAGAAGCUGGUGCGCGAGGACGGCACCGAGUGGAAGUGGUCCUGCUUCAAGCCCUGGGAGACGUACACCGCGGACACGUCGAUCGAUCUCACCAAGCACCACGUGCCCAAGACCAUGCUCGACAAGAUCGCCUACUACACCGUCAAGUCGCUGCGCUUCCCCACCGACAUCUUCUUCCAGAGGAGGUAUGGAUGCCGUGCAAUGAUGCUGGAGACUGUCGCGGCAGUGCCGGGGAUGGUGGGCGGCAUGCUCCUCCACCUGCGCUCCCUCAGGCGCUUCGAGCAGAGCGGCGGGUGGAUCCGUGCGCUGCUGGAGGAGGCCGAGAACGAGCGCAUGCACCUGAUGACCUUCAUGGAGGUGGCACAGCCGAGGUGGUACGAGCGCGCCCUUGUCAUCACCGUCCAGGGUGUCUUCUUCAAUGCCUACUUCUUGGGCUACCUCAUCUCCCCCAAGUUCGCGCACCGUGUCGUCGGGUACCUCGAGGAGGAGGCCGUCCACUCCUACACUGAGUUCCUCAAGGACCUCGAGGAUGGCAAGAUCGACAAUGUGCCUGCCCCAGCCAUCGCCAUUGACUACUGGCGCCUCCCUGCCAAUGCCACCCUCAAGGAUGUCGUCACUGUGGUGCGCGCCGACGAGGCACACCACCGCGACGUCAACCACUUCGCAUCGGACGUCUACUACCAGGGUAUGCAGCUGAAGGCCACCCCUGCGCCGAUCGGAUAUCACUGAGGCUGGCCGUGUUCUGCUGAGUUUUGCAUCGCUACUAAGCAAAUGAGUGUUCGUUUUGAAGGCAAAGCAAAUGAGAGCUCUUUUAGCUGUAUAGGAGAUGUUGCAAUUGUUGCUCGUUUUGGUAACUACUGAGUACUGAGAAAUAAGCAGUGUGCUUGCGUGUUACUACAAAUCUAGGAUAUUCUUGAACCAUUUCGCUCUGAGAUGAACCUUUUUGGCGUACGCCACAAUGUUUUCUUUUAUUUGAGUACCUUGCUAUGUACA
This is a messenger RNA of Lolium perenne, 1362 nucleotides long. RefSeq names its product ubiquinol oxidase 1a, mitochondrial. The record is from RefSeq and is a predicted model, not a curated record. Lineage: Eukaryota; Viridiplantae; Streptophyta; Magnoliopsida; Poales; Poaceae. Gene Ontology annotation, cellular component: mitochondrion. Gene Ontology annotation, molecular function: alternative oxidase activity. Gene Ontology annotation, biological process: alternative respiration.